Messenger RNA from Varroa destructor (honeybee mite), 2256 nucleotides. It is a transcript of the gene Dhit, whose product is annotated as regulator of G protein signaling double hit. NCBI's taxonomy places the organism in Eukaryota, Metazoa, Arthropoda, Arachnida, Mesostigmata, Varroidae. The record is from RefSeq and is a predicted model, not a curated record.
CAGCGGUUAUGGGAGCUACUGAAUCCUACUCACAGAGCUACACGGAUAGCUGACUAGAAGCAGCAUUACCUACCUGGCCGCAAAUGUUAUUAAUAGUAACGGUGAUGCUACUCGUAGUAACUACUACUUCUGCUAACUAGCAAUUUGUUGUGCAUCGCUAUUGAUUCGUUUCUUGGAAAUGGGUGUCCAGAGAUGGACGCUGAAUGGCGUUUGUUAGCAUUAAGCGGUAGCAGCAAGCUUUCUUCGUGGGUCAAUGAAAGAAGAACGAAAAUGAGACUGCAUAGUUAGUUGGCGUCGUUGAACGGAAAAUAAAGGAAAAUGACAGACAACGUAACAACUACAUUCGUCGAUUAGAAGGCGUCAACAUUACGUUAAAGUUGAAUUUGUGUGCGAGCUCGCGACAUGCAUCACGCACACAGGCACGCAGUGUCUGAUGAGUCGACGUCUGAAGUUGUGAAGAAUUGUUCCAAAUUGUGAUAUGUCAGUGCAGCAGUGGUUCACGAGGGUACAACUCAAUUCUUGGACAUUUUCAUACUGAAACAUUAGGAUAUUUGUGUCUACUACGGUAUUGGCGUGAGUUGUGGAUUUUACUGUUGAUAUAGGUUGGACGUAGUGCUUCAAUCAAAGGUACGGUAUGAUUAUCAUCGCCAGACUGUCGUGUUCUAUGGAGUUGCUGCAGCAGCUAUUGCGUCCGAAGACCCGCUUUGUCGUACCGUGGAUUUUCUUAGCGCAGUUACACUCCACUAAUCGAUCUAACUCGGGCAGUAAACUUUCGUGUAACGUGCAGCACGAGCUCUAUCAUAGACGGUCUACUAGCGUCGCCAGUUAACACGAGCAAAUGGGUAUGCCGAUCGAUUCUACGUCCAUCAGACUCAUCGCCGACAUCGUCGCCGUUCUUUGAAUCGCCAAAAUUGCUCGUUGGUGACAUGACUCGUCGGGAAAAGAAGCAUCGAGACAGCAGCGAUAGCCAGUACAACCUCAAGCUACGGAGUCUGCAGGAAACGCUACGAUGGACGCCGACACUCAUUUUUGCCAUACGAUAUCAGCCGUGGAGUGUUCUCCCAGAAAUUCAACGCCAUCAUGAGGAAGUUUACCGACAGAUGUCGAACAAACGAGAACUGCAACUGGAGACUGCUAGCGGCAAACCGUGCGCUAAAAAGUGCCUCUCGGAAAUUUCUGCAAUCACAACAGUAGGCGGCGGUAGCGGGCCACAGCCGCAAGUGGUGCAGAAGGACACGGGACCUCCGGCAGGUCCUGUGGCCGUCACAAUCAGAAUCACUGAGACGAGCAGCAGCGAACCCGGACUUUCGGCGAGCCCCUCGACGCCAAACAGUCCCCCAGGUUCAACCGAUCUCAACGAGCCAGCCAGUGCAUCUGAUCCCCUGCGUCCGCUGAGUCCAGAACUACCCGAGGGUGCAAGUGAAGGCCCUGGUCGUCAUUCCUCAUCAACAGGACACCCCACACACUCGCCGGCUUCAGCCGGAAUUGGGGCUUUUGCGGUUGUUGCGGUCGAAGGCAGCGAUGGAAACGGAAACAACGGCGAAGGCGGGGACGGAGACACAGCCAAAGUGAUACGCGAAUCCGGACAAACGACGGCCGCCGACCAUCCUACUACCGACGCGCCCGCCGACGGAACGACCAACCCCGCCACACAGAAGACUUGCUGCUUUUGUUGGUGUUGUUGCUGUUCUUGCUCUUGCAACAACGGUAACAUGCGUUCGGAGCAUGCGAACUCGAACAGCGAAGGACAUUCUGAUCAGCUAUCCGCCACCGAACUCUGGGGAGAGCACUCACCGCCUCCACUAGAUGUGAUCCUGGAAUGGGGUGGGUCGUUCGAUAAACUCAUGAGGCAUCCAGCUGGGCGCAAAAUUUUCCGCGAUUAUCUACGCUGUGAAUACAGUGAAGAGAAUAUUCUCUUCUGGUUAGCCUGCGAAGAACUCAAAAAGGAGACCAAGGAGGACCAAGUAGAAGAAAAAGCGCGUCUUAUCUAUGAAGAUUUCAUUUCAAUCCUUUCUCCGCGAGAGGUUUCGUUGGAUUCUCGAGUGCGUGACAUUAUCAACAAGAACAUGGUCACGGGUCCAACCGCGUCGGCGUUCGACGAAGCCCAGCUGCAGAUCUACACGUUGAUGAAGCGCGAUUCCUACCCACGCUUUGUUACUAGCCCUAUCUACCGAAAGAUCACGGAAAUGCCGGCCGCCUCGCGGAAAGCAGGAUAUUCAAGAAUGCCAAUAAUUUUUAGCUGAUUUACGAUAUCAG